GGCAUGCGCUGCGCGUCUCUGGAACGUCGGGACCGCGCAAGACGCAAGGCGCAUCUGGUUUACUGUUUGUUGCAGUCCUCGUCCACGGUACGGCCGAGCCCAUAAGCUCUUCGGUUUGACGGGGUCGUGGCUAGUUUCGAGGCGAGAUAGAGUACGUCGUCGCCGCCGCCGCUGCCGCCGGCCGCUCAACAUGGGUGUACCGCCGUCCAAGGGGCCACACGGUGACAAAGUGAGGCGGUGUGUGAGUGUGCUGCUGCAGUGAGUGAACUGACGUACAGGUUUUGCCCUCGGCCGUUAAAUCGUCAUGUUUACACGUUAGCAAGCUCGCCUGUUAGUCGGCCCUAGCUCCAGGUCUUGGCUGUCCACGGCCGCCAACUGCCAUGGUCUGUUCCACAGCGAGUGCAGCGGGCACGUGUGCCGCCAGCUACCUUCAUGGCCAUUGAUAAAGAUGUCUUGUAGCGUUACUGAACGGGUGACAGACAACAGAGCGGGAGUGGUAGGUCCCCAAGCUGGAGCGGGUCCUGCAGGAGCGACGGUAACAGUAACGGCAACAGGAUGUAGAUUGCGGGGAACGGGCGCGAGUAACGCAAGCCUAGCCGCGUCGCCGAAUUCUAGGGGAAAUGCACCGAUCUCGACACCACCACAGAAUGGCCCUCAAACCGGUCCUCAGAGCGCCCCACUACGGUCCAAGCCCUGUUGCCUUCUCUGGUGUUGUUGCUGCAAAUGCCCCUGUUCCAAUCCUGGUGGUAAAGCAAACGACGAAAACGGCCCUACAAGGAAUUCAAAUAAUUCCGACCUAUUGGUUAACUGUGAAGCGGAACCACCACCAUCUUUGGAAGAAAUACGGAGCUGGGGCAGAUCUUUUGACAAACUCAUGAGAAGCCCAGCUGGGAGAGAAAUUUUUAGAGAUUUCCUAAGGGGAGAAUACUCGGAAGAAAAUAUAUUGUUUUGGUUGGCUUGUGAAGAACUGAAGCGGGAAACAAAUCCAGAAGUGAUCGAGGAAAAAGCGAGAAUCAUAUACGAAGACUAUAUAUCUAUCCUUUCUCCUAAAGAGGUCUCACUUGAUUCCAGAGUGCGUGAAAUUGUCAACCGAAACAUGGUGGAGCCAACGCCAAGGACAUUCGACGAAGCACAGCUGCAAAUCUACACCUUGAUGCAUCGGGAUAGCUACCCACGCUUCGUCAAUUCGCCAUUGUAUCGGUCGUUAUCUCAGCAGCAGACUAGUACAUCUGGUCCCCAAUCAGCUGUGACAACAGCCAUGGUGACAGUUUCUUCAGGGGACCAGGACGGUUAACGCCGUCCAAAGUUUCAACCAAGGCGGCCUAACAGAGACUCGACAGUCGACAAUAACCUCGGCGGGCGAUGGUCGACUAUAGGCGUCUGAUGCAAGAUGGUCACGGCCGACGCCACAAGCCGAUGCUUCGGAUCAUUCCUCGCACAGUGCACUGUGACAUGUGUCCUGGCCGCCGGGCCAGAAUUACCCCAAAACACAGGACCAAGUCCUAACCAGGACGCUGUGUGAUGUGUUCGCAAAACCGUUUGUUCUCGGCACAUGUUCACUCUGUACCAUAGCAAUCAUGACUCUGGACUGGAGGUCAAGCCGCUCACUUCUUAAAAAUUAGUGUUGUGUAAUAAUAACGAAUUAUGGUUCAUCUCACUGAUAGGUGGGUAAAAAAGAUGACACUUCGGUUUCCAUUGCCUGCCCUUCCAUACCCUAAACACUAUUCAGACAGUGGGUAUGGAGGCGGGGGAAUUUGUACAUAACUAUUCAUUAAACGGUAGGUAAUUGUUAGCGUAAAUUCACACUACACGAGUUUCAGUGAUCACUAGUAUUCACUUUGUAUUGGUUUCUAAAAAAAUUGUCGCUUGCGUUGUUCGAAUUCAAUCGGUUUGGCAUUCUCCGGAUAGUCUUUUUUACCCAACUAUAGGGACGGGUCUACGAUAAGAGAAAAAUUGCAGUAUAAAAUGUACCGUUUAAGUACAGAUAGUGCCCGUCAUGGGUUUACUGUAACAUUUCUGCUUAAGCCCCAACCCACACCUCCUACGCCCAGUCCCGCCGAGAUUACAAUAUAUGAAGAUGUGAUAUACUACGUAAUGUAUCUACGACCACGGCGGUUUCGCCCCCCUACCCCAUCACCUCAAGACUUGUUCCCGUAUCCCUCCCCGCAUCCCUCAUUCUACUAGCACUACACCAUGUACCCCUCUAUAUAGAGUACAAUAAUCGACACACUGUUCAUAUAAAUAAAUAUCAAAUAUACGGUUACUGUCUUCAUUUACAACAGAUAUUUAUUCCGAAGCCCUCAUCACUUUACAUUUCAUUUAUUUAUAAUGAUGUUUAUAA
This is a messenger RNA of Anoplophora glabripennis (Asian longhorned beetle), 2341 nucleotides long. Its product is annotated as regulator of G-protein signaling 20. The transcript is spliced from 7 exons. The coding region runs from base 449 to 1294 and encodes 281 amino acids. NCBI's taxonomy places the organism in Eukaryota, Metazoa, Arthropoda, Insecta, Coleoptera, Cerambycidae. The record is from RefSeq and is a predicted model, not a curated record.